This is a messenger RNA of Lactuca saligna, 1993 nucleotides long. The record is from the annotation of a GenBank genome assembly. Lineage: Eukaryota; Viridiplantae; Streptophyta; Magnoliopsida; Asterales; Asteraceae.
UGUAAUAUUUUCAUUAUUUUUUUUUGAUGGUUUGAUAUAAACGGAAUAGUCCAACAAAAAAAACAUAUUUGAACCUCUCUAGUUUCUAUUGACGAGAAAGGGUGGGUAAUGAAACACAUCCGAGGGUUUUUGUUGCAGACGGGGCUGGAAGGGUUUUAGGCCGAUGUCGACAUUGAUGGUUGCAAUAGCAGAUAUGCAACCUUCAACACUGUUUCAGGGUCCAAGAAAUUGGAUGCUAUUUCCUGGUGAUUAUUCUCGUCAUCUUCGUCGACGUUUCUUAUUAUCAUCGUCCCCAAUUCAUUUGCAAGACAGUGAUCCUGUUUGCCCUUUGUUGCACAACAGAUGCGUUGUUGCUUAUUUUCACGACGAUUCCCGUCGACCACAACACCGCCCGCUGUCUUCAUCUUCUUCGACUUCUUCUACUACUGCUUCUGACGGGGGUUAUGAAGAUGAACAGCAUAAACAAGCAGCAAGAGAAGCUGUAUCUGAGAUUCUACAGGAAAAUGGAGUUUCAAAGGAGGAAUCUAUGGAAAUCGCUAUGAAAUCGCCAAAGUAUCUGGAAAUGUUGAUGGAUAGCGUUCGUGACUUGGAUGAACUCUUCCAAUCGGCCACUACAAUUACAAGCAGCUCAACCGCCACCUGUUCAUCGAUUUCUGGUUACAAGAAAAAGGUUUUUGAUAUGGGAAAACAGAAAGGGGAUAAAGGUUUGGUUCCUGUGCUGGAAAGCAUGGUGGGUCUUCCUCUUCCUUCUGCUAUGCAUAUUGCUCGUUAUCUCUCUUCGCACACCCCUCCUAACCUCCUCCACAAGGUCAAGUAUCUGAAGCAAAUAUUAUUCUCUGAUGUUGAUGGAAAAGUGCCAAUUGGAAGGAGUGGUCGAAGAAUGAUGAUGCACUUAUCAGUACCUGUUGAUGAAGAUGUGCAACAGACCUUAUCAUUUCUCGAGAAGAUUCAAGCAAGGCGUGGAGGUCUAGAUUUGUUAAGUUCAGGAGACGGAUCUUUUCGGUACCUGAUAGAAUCAUUUCCCAGACUUCUUUUGCUCUCUGUAGAAUCCACUAUAAAGCCAAUGGUAGAUUUUCUUGAAUCUAUUGGAGUCCCUAAAGGUUGCAUAAGAAAUGUUCUUCUGUUGCACCCUCCAAUCCUUUUCUAUGACAUUAAGAAAGAAAUCAAACCAAGAAUGCAGCUUUUUUCAAAGGUGUAUGGAGAGGAUAAGGAGUUUGGUAAGAUGUUACUGAAAUACCCUUGGAUUCUUUCCACAAGCAUUGAGAAAAAUUAUGAGGAAAUCCUUGCUUUUCUUUAUGCAGAGAAGGUGGCAGAAGUUAGCAUUCAUCGUGCAAUCAAGAGCUGGCCACUUCUUUUAGGUUGUUCAGUUAGAAAACUGAAGUUGAUGAUUGAUCAAUUUCAUGAAUUGGAUAUUACAGAUAAGAUGUUACACCAAGUUAUUGCCACUAGUCCUCAACUACUAAUUCAAAAACCCCAAGAAUUUUACAAGGUGGUUUCUUAUUUAAAAGAUUUGGGACUUGAAGAAGAAACCAUUGGAAGAAUUCUUGGAAGAUGCCCAGAAAUUUUCAUGUUAAAUAUUGAUAAAACUUUGAAGAAGAAAGUUGAAUUCCUUUCUGAAAUUGGUGUUUCCAAGAAUCAUUUUCCUCGUGUAAUCAGAAAAUAUCCAGAGCUUCUUGUAUGCGAUGUCAACAAAUCUCUACAUCCAAGAAUGAUGUAUUUGUUGAAGAUUGGUUUAUCGAAGAGGGAAAUUGCAUUUAUGGUGAGGAAGUUUUCACCAUUGUUAGGGUAUAGUGUUGAAGAGGUUUUGAAGCCAAAGUAUGAGUUUUUAGUAAAAACAAUGCAAAAGCCAUUAAAAGAGGUGGUUGAGUAUCCAAGAUAUUUUAGCUAUUCAUUGGAGAAGAAGAUAAAGCCAAGGUUUUGGGUAAUCAAGGGUCUAAAUUGUGAGUGUAGCUUACAAGAUAUGUUGGAAGUGGAAUGUAGCACCAAGGAUUAA